GAGAAUCAGUAUAUAUUUAUAACUUUCAGUGUGCAGUCGUGUCGCAACGUUUUAAAAUUCGCUACGGGAUAUUUUUGUAACUCAAUUUGUUAUAAAACGUACAUUUUGAGUGAACAUUAUUGUGAUCAUUUUUCCAAAUAAUGGCUGAGAAACUUCAAAUGUGCGGCACUGAAGCGGAGAUGAGGGAGGUGGCCGCCCGAAUAUGCAGGAACUAUUUAUAUGGUGCUUGGAAGACUGUCGACCCGGAACAGUUGGAUUUUAGGAAGAUGAGCGGCGGCCUAUCAAACUUCCUCUACUACGUGGCUCUGCCUGACGACGUCACUAAACUGGAGUGCUACAGACGUGAACAGUCCCCGGACGCCGAGAAGAAGACGUUCCCCAGCAUCAGCUCCUUCUGCAUGGCCGAGCCGAGGAAGGUCCUCCUGAGGAUAUACGGCCAAGUUCACGGCGAGCGGGCCAUGGACGCCAUAGUGACGGAGUCGGUGAUUUUUACUCUCCUGUCUGAGAGGAAAUUGGGUCCCAAGUUGUACGGCGUGUUCUCCGGCGGCAGAAUUGAGGAGUACAUUCCUGCGCGCUCCCUUUGUCACAAAGAAUUAUCAGAGCCGGCCAUUUCGAUGAAGAUUGCUGAGAAAAUGGCCGCCAUACAUUCCAUGGACGUGCCGCUGUCCAAGGAGCCGAAUUGGCUGUGGAAGACCACGGGCAAGUGGUGGAAGACGACCAAAGAAGAUCGGUGGGUCAACACCGUCGCUAAGAACGAUGAGGAGAAACGCAUAUUGAAAAUCUUGAAAUCCAUAGAUUUCGAGAAGGAACUGGAAUGGCUCAAAAAACUGACUGACUCAGUCGAAUCGCCCAUAGUGUUCUGUCAUAACGACAUGCAAGAGGGCAACAUUUUAAUACUAGAAGACACAUUGCCCAAUUCGGAAGACGAGGACUACACAACGUCGUACUCGGACGUAAAGUCCGAUAAAGGGAACGACCACAGGCUAUCGUCGAACUUCAACGCUCUGUAUGAUGACAGUAACACAUCCGAUGACAGACUGAGUUACAGUUCAGACAACGGGGAGCCUAGACUGGUUUUGAUAGAUUUCGAGUAUUGCGCAUACAACCACAGAGGGUUCGAUAUAGCCAAUCAUUUCCAGGAGUGGGGGUAUGAGUACACGAACACUGAAUAUCCGUAUUAUUUUGAACACCACGGAUAUUGUCCCACAAUGGAACACAAGGAGAUCUUCAUAAAAGAAUACCUGAAACAUUACCACGCGAAUUUGGACAAGGAACCGCCUACCAUUGACGACAUCAACAAGCUAUUCACCGAGGUUGAAGCUUUCGAGUUAGCAUCGCACCUGUUCUGGUGCCUUUGGACGACCAACUCUAGCACCAGUCAGAUACCGUUCGGAUAUUGGGAGUACGCCCUUUCCCGCUACGAGCGAUACCGUCAGCUCAAACAGGAGCUGAUCAAGAAAGACAAAUUGGGAUUCCCCCAGAAGAGGAAAAUAUGCGAGGUCGAUAUUUGAGAGGGAUGCGCCGCGCUCACUGUGUAAAUACGGCCUUGUGGCGUGAUAGUGUGCGUAACGCCUUAGCACAUACUCCGACGCGAAUGAGGCUCGAUUUAAAGUAAGAACUUUUUUAUAAUCAUGAUUCUUAACAUAAUAAUGAAAUUUUAAUUAAAAACACAACUUUAUACUUUUAAUUCUGAUUGUAAUUUAAGUAAUGGUGAUAUGCAGCUUUUAGUAAAAAAAAAAAAGGAUAAACAAGGUAUUUGACGUAAGAUUAAAAUUUAACUGGCAUAACAUGAUAAUAAGUUACGUACAAAGAUUUAUAAGAAUAACUUAUACACUUUGUGAUAAGGUACCUUUUCAUAAAAAGUAGGAAUGAUUUGAAAGAUAUAUAUAUUUUAAAUCGAGCCUUAUUUUAUGAUGUGUUGAGGUUUUGAAGCCCUAACGAUGGGUUACUCAUAAGUGUUUAAGAUUUAACAGAAUUAAAGUUUAUUUAAUACAAUAAUUAUAUUUUCAAGUAAAUGUCUUGAAAACGUUUCGAUGAAAAUCACAACUCACAAAAAUUUGUUUAUAUUUCACAACGUUUCGACGAAAAAUAUAUAUUCAACAAAUUUCGUCGAAAAAUAUUUCUUAUUUCGAUGUACUUAAUGUAAAUAUCGAUAUUUUUAAAUUCAAGUCGCUUCGUCAAUAAUAAUAAUGCAAUGUUUAUUCUUUAAAUUAUGUACUUUUCGAGUAUUUUCGGUAAACCUUAAAUACAUUUAAUGUGCAUGAGUAAAUAUUCUGGACAGAGCAAAAAUUAAAAAAAUGACACUUAGUUUUCUUUUAUUUAUUACAAAUGUAGAAUCAAUAAAAGAAUAUCUUAAAAACUUUUAAUUUGUCAAAAUUUUUAGAUUCUAUCAAACUUAACGUCUACAUUCUCUCCCUAUCUUUCUUAUUGCGUUUCCCAUUUGUGUAUUGGAACCCGGGGUCCACUUUUCAGAAAUCAAUAAAUAUACGUACGCGUCUGUACUUAAUAUUCACUCAUGCAACUGUUUGUAUAUAAACGUCAGUGAUACAAUAAUUUUAUAAUUAAUCCGUAUACAUAUAAUAGUAUUAAGAAUAUAAAAAUCGCAUUGUAUAAUAAUUAAAUUAUAAUAAUUAAAAAAUUCAUAAGAUGCACAAAGAAAUGGAUUUAUCGAAUACAUAAUUAGGUUAUAAUUUAAACGAGCACAGAACAAAUGUGCCGCAAAAUGAUUAGAGACAUCAAAUUUGUUCUGUGCAUGUAUAGAGAAAAUGUUUUGUCAGUUUGUAUGUUGACAGAUAUUAAAAUAUUUAACUUUACCCGUACAAUUACAAGCAUUGUGAAUAUAUUUAAAAAAAUAAAGAAAAAACAAUUAUACAAAUAAUGUGAUACAAAUAAUGGAAUUGUCAAUUUUGGCAUAAAUCCAAAAUUACGUGUUAUAUAGUUCGCCAAGAAUUCCUUUAAAUUCGAUUAAUUUAUUAAUGAGAAUUAAUUGAAUAAUUAUUUAUAGUCUAGUUUAGGUGAUAAAUGUUUCAUUAUUACCUGUUGAAUAUUCUUUUUACACGCCCGUUAGUUGACAACCUAUAUUUUUUUUUGUUCUUCCAAGCGUUGUUUGUAAUUAAAUUAUUUGAACAUUCCAUUUUGAUUUUUUAUAUAAUUUAUACAUUGGCUUAUGUUAUUGUACCUAAGAAAUCUUAUGAUACGUAAUACGUAUGUGAAAUAUAUAUUAUGGAAUGACGUGUUUUUGUCAUUCUACGCAAAACGUAAAACUAACAUGCGCAAUAUCGUGGAAUUGCAAGUUGUAAACGUAACUUUGUCAAAACAACGUACCUAUUGUUAAUUACGAAUAUAAAAAAAACACACACACACACUUCUACAAUUAACCUAUUUCUCAUCUUCAAUUCUUACUUAAAUUGUACAACACCAACAAUUUUACAAGAGAAUAGGUGUGUAGCGAAAAUCAUAAAUACUAAUAUUUGUUUUAUGAUUUUUGUCAUAUACAGAAAUUAAAAAAAAUUAUACCCUUUUGUUAUAUUGUUAAGACAUGUACCUACAAAUUAUGUUUUACAAUGAGUCCCCACGUAGGUAUACAGUUUUACAGGGUUACUGAUAUUAAACGCAAAACCUUUUACCUUCUUGCUCAACUUCCAAUGGGACCAACAUUGAAAUCGCUAUAAAAUAACAGCUUUAUCAUACGCAAUUGAUUUGAUUACUUACCGCGAAAAACUGACAUAUCGCAGUCAUUUGAUUGAGUCUGUUAUUUUAAUGAAUGAUAAGUUCGUUCAUUGAACGAUGGUAUUAUUGAACUAAACAGCUAUAUUUUAUUGCGAUUUCAGUUUUGGCGCCUUACGAAAUGUUCAGUGUUGUCUGAGCAAGUAGGUAAAAGCUUUUUGUUUAUGAUACCAGUAUAUUUACACAAUAUGUUAGGCAAUCUUUAUCACUACAUAUAAUAAAGUCCCCCUACUUUUUCUGUAUGUAUGUGCAAGUCUGGGAAAGGUGUGGUAGGGUUUGUUUCCUAUUUAAAUUUGUCUGAAAGAGGGAUUUCAUUUCUGAGGAUGUAUAAAUGCUAUCCGUGGUAAGUCGGGUGAGUCGGUAGUUGUAAAUAUAAAACGUUUUAAAUAUAUUCACAAUCCUAAUAUUAUUCCAUGUUUUAUAUUUAGACAUUGUGAUUUAGUUGUAAGAAGCCUUUUAGGAACUGAAGUGAUCCGAAAUUGUUAAAAAAAUCCUAAAAAUAAAAAAAAAAUGUAAACUCAGCAAAGAGUAUUCCGAAAUAAAGAAGGUGUUCCUUA
Amyelois transitella is the source of this 4283-nucleotide messenger RNA. RefSeq names its product choline/ethanolamine kinase. Gene Ontology annotation, cellular component: cytoplasm. Bases 141 to 1511 code for a protein of 456 amino acids. Gene Ontology annotation, biological process: phosphatidylethanolamine biosynthetic process; CDP-choline pathway. Gene Ontology annotation, molecular function: ethanolamine kinase activity; choline kinase activity. The record is from RefSeq and is a predicted model, not a curated record. The transcript is spliced from 9 exons. Lineage: Eukaryota; Metazoa; Arthropoda; Insecta; Lepidoptera; Pyralidae.